GGACACUUGACCUUGGAGGCCCCAGACAUGGAGAGGCUGUGCUUGCCUGUAAAGCUCCCCAGGAAAAACCCCGUCCGGAACUGCAGGGUGUUUGGACAGGAUAUCCAAGGCAGGGACUGUGGUGAUGAAGUGUCUAAGUGGAUCACCACUUUCCUGAAUUCAGAGCCCUAUCGACUGGUGCACUUUGAGCCCUCCAUGGUGCCAAGAAAGUCAAAGGACACAAUAGACCUUUUCCAACCCACAGAUGAGGUUGCCUAUCCUGACUGCAGCCCAGUCCUGAUCCUCUCGGAAGCUUCAAUGGACGAUUUAAAUAGCAGGCUGGAAAAGAAAGCUAAGAUACAGAACUUCAGGCCAAAUAUUCUUGUGACAGAUUGCAGUGCUUUUGAGGAGGACACCUGGGAGAAUAUUCUUAUUGGCGAUGCAGAGAUGAAGGGGACCGUGUGUUGUGGCAGGUGCAUUUUAACAACUGUUAACCCAGACACUGGGGUCAUGGACAGGAAGGAGCCCUUGGAAACAUUGAAAAGUUACCGCCUUUGUGAUCCAUCUGAGCGACACAUCUAUAAAUCCAGCCCUCUCUUUGGGAAAUACUUUGCUGUUGGCAAAACUGGAACAAUUCGAGUUGGAGACCCUGUGUACAAGGUGGUCCAGGAAUGA
Molecule: messenger RNA, 654 nt
Organism: Acanthisitta chloris (rifleman)
Lineage: Eukaryota; Metazoa; Chordata; Aves; Passeriformes; Acanthisittidae
Product: mitochondrial amidoxime reducing component 2-like
Exons: 6
Biological process (GO): nitrate metabolic process
Cellular component (GO): mitochondrial inner membrane
Molecular function (GO): molybdenum ion binding; pyridoxal phosphate binding; molybdopterin cofactor binding
Source: RefSeq, a predicted model, not a curated record